This is a messenger RNA of Ilex paraguariensis (yerba mate), 1287 nucleotides long. The record is from the annotation of a GenBank genome assembly. NCBI's taxonomy places the organism in Eukaryota, Viridiplantae, Streptophyta, Magnoliopsida, Aquifoliales, Aquifoliaceae.
AUGGACAAUGUGUUUGAUAUAUUUCUCAAUGAGAAAGGAAAAUUCAGGGAAUCCUUGACUGGUGACACCAAUGGGAUGCUGAGUCUAUACGAGGCGUCGUUUUUGGGAACAAAUGGUGAAGACACAUUGACGCAAGCCAUGGAAUUCACAACAACUCGCCUGAAGGACGUAAUGCCACACUUGACACCGGAGUUUGGUAGACAUAUUGGCCAGGCUUUGGAGCUUCCGAUUGACUUGAGAAUGGCAAGGUUAGAAGCCAAAAAUUACACCGAUCAAUAUGUCAAGGAAAGCAACUGGAGCUCCGAUGUGCUAGAACUAGCAAAGUUGGAUUUCAACCUGGUCCAAUCACUGCACCAAACAGAGUUGGCUGAGCUAGUCAGGCAAGUGUUUGAUGAUAUUCCCCAUAGACACUACUUCACAAGAGAAACGCUAUUUGAAAGUUUAGAGUGGUGGAAAGAAUUGGGUCUCUGUGAUAAGCUUACUUUUGCUCGUGAUCGACCGCUGGAAUGUUUUCUUUGGACUGUGGGGAUUUUUCCGAAGCCACACCAAUCAACUUGCCGAAUUGAACUCGCCAAAAAUGUUGCCAUUUUGCUAGUCAUUGAUGAUAUCUUUGACAGUUAUGGAACAUUGAGUGAACUUGUUCUCUUUACCAACGCAAUUCGAAGAUGGGAUCUUGGUGCAAUGGAGGAGCUUCCACAAUAUAUGAAGAUAUGUUACAUGGCACUAUACAACACUACCAAAGAAAUUGGCUAUAGGGUCCUCAAAGAACAUGGAAGCUGCAUUGUUUCACACCUUAAAAGAACGCAGAAGAUAUGUACCUACCCUCAACGAAUAUUUAGAAAACGGGGUCACAACAGCAGGGACAUACAUGGCCUUGGAGCAUACUUUCUUUCUCAUGGGGCAUCAAUUAACAGAGGGACCUGCAGGGGAUAUCCUAAGCUCUUCUCAUGCUCAGGAAGAAUUCUUCGACUUCGGGAUGACUUGGAAACCGCCACGGAGGAGCAACAACGGGGUGAUGUAGCAUCGAGCAUCGAAUGCUUCAUGAAAGAGCAGAAACUUUCAUCCGAAGCUGAAGCGAGGACACACAUUAAGCAGCUCAUUCAAAACCAAUGGAAAGAGCUAAAUGCGGAGCUAAUGGCCCCAAACACACUACCACUAUCAACCAUCAAAGCCUGCUGUAACCUCUCAAGAACUGCUCAAGCUAUUUAUGACCAUGGACAUGAUAACAGGGCUUCAUGGGUCCAUGAUCAUGCAGACUCUUUAUUCUGCAAGCCGAUUGUUCUAUAG